CCUCAAAUGGGCGGCAGGACGAAAGCGAUGGAAAACACCUAGCGAAGUUGGUGACGAGGAAAAGUCGCGUUGCUUCAUUCUAACAUGUGGGGAGGAUUUUGGAUCCUUCUUUGGGUUGCUGGCUUCGUCUCAUCUCUUUCGUGUGUUACGAUUCCAUUGCAUGGAGCCGUAAGCUUGGUGCCCGGCCGGGUUCCGUACACCGAAGCCUUUCUAGAUUAACCUAUCAACUCCAAUCCCACUGAUAGCUAAUCACGCGCUGUCGGGUUCCGUGCCGAGAUGUCUAAAUAGGUACUGAAGUCAUAAUACUUCUUCCAGUGGAUCCUGUUAUCAAGGGGCUUUGCAUACCUAAAGCACGUACCUGAAGAAUUUCAAGUGACACUUUACUACCUCAGCACAUAACGCUAUGUGGAAGAUCGCAAAAGAUGUUCCGCAAACAGCGGUCUCCAACGGCCAUACCAAGCUCCAGGAGGUAAACCACGGCACCCCACUAGACGAAAUCUUCAAGUACUUAGACGAAGACGGAGGCGUGAUCAUCAAGGGUCUUCUCACUCCAUCCGAAGCAACUCAGCUACGCGAGGAGUUAAAAGCCCCGCUUGAUCGAGUACAACGUGGCUCCUUGUACGCCGGGUACCACGACGGCUUAGCCAACUUCCACGGCAGGAAAACUAAGCGCGCCGGCGGUUUAGUCAACCAUAGUUCCAUAUUUCGCAACCGUUUCGUUGAAAAUGAUCUUAUUCACGCUAUCUGCACGCGCGUUUACAGCCAAGACGGCCAUGCCGGCGAUUACUGGCUUUCCGGGGCGACAACCAUCUUCGUCGAGGGACCACAGGAGCCACAACAGUUGCACCGAGAUUCUCAAUCACACCCUCCUUACGUUGAGUUGGGACACGAAGGAACAGAGGGUACUAUCAAUUUCAUCAUUGCCGUAACUCCAUUCACGGAAGCAAAUGGCGCCACUGCGGUUAUUCCGGGUAGUAACAAAUGGCCAUACGAUCAAUUCGGAAACUACGAACAGACAGUGCCCGCAGUCAUGGACCCUGGCGAUGUUUUAUUCAUUGGGGGCAAAGUAAUUCAUGGCACAGGAAGGAAUAGUACAACAGAAGAAAGAGGAUGCAUUCAAGUCUCAAUCGUCCCAAGCUUUUUAACACCACAAGAAGCAAGCCCUCUCAUUCUAGAUUUCAAUAUCGUGAAGAAAAUGUCGAAGCGAGCACAGCAAUUCCUAGGGUUUAGGUCACAGUACCCAAGAGGCUCGCCAGGGUUAUGGUUAAGUGAUUAUCAGGAGCUGGCUUUACAUACGGGGGUUGACGACCCAUCACCGCGCGUCAAUAUUUUAUAUCAUGAUAGUUGAGGUUUUAGGUCGUUGUUAUUUUCCAAUUUGUAUCAAUUCGGUACCUGCGUACCUGCUCAGAACUGGCUUUCACGCCUCCAGGUGAAUGAGAGCUCUCAUUAGUACUCAAAUAUCCGAUAAACACAGUAGAAAGUCUCUGAAUAAACACUCAUGAUAGCGGAAAAUUAUAUUUAUAGUACUUCGAUUAUACUUAUGGAAGAAGGAAUAGGUAUCUUGCGAGUUGUGUUACUCAGGCACUGCAAAUGAUUU
Messenger RNA from Hypoxylon trugodes, 1597 nucleotides. RefSeq names its product PhyH-domain-containing protein. Lineage: Eukaryota; Fungi; Ascomycota; Sordariomycetes; Xylariales; Hypoxylaceae. The record is from RefSeq and is a predicted model, not a curated record. The coding region runs from base 404 to 1348 and encodes 314 amino acids. The transcript has 2 exons.